ACCAAGACGAGCUUUGCCUCCAAUUUGCCAGCCUUCUGCUCGAGUCUUUUCGACUUCCUUACCGGAGAAGGGAACGCUAGCUAGGAAGUGCCCCAAUGCCUCCCGAGGGAAAAUGGAGCUCUUCUUCCGAUGAAGAGGAAGAGGGAGGCAAUGCUGCGGCGAGGUUGAGAAGUCGUUCUUCGAGCUUGCCCCGCCGUGGCAAUGCGAGCUCUGUGCCUUCGCCCGAAACCUUGGCCUCGUCGGAGGAAGAAGCAGGUGGAAGCAAUGUCGGAGGGGAGGGUUCCGGCGACCAGCCCGAACCGGCGAAGCCUGAUUAUGGCCCGAUGUCUGGAAAGCGCAGGAGUUUGAGGUUGAAAACGGCUUCGCCAACUAUGACGUCGGUCAAACCCUUGAACUCCAAACCGCUGAACGGGGGCAAAGCGACAUCCCCUGCAAGUGCCUCAAUGCAGAGGGGAAAGCGUCCCGCGGGCGAUGAUCCGAUGGGCGGUAGCAGCGGAAAGAAGAUGAAAAAGGAUGGGGUCAUUGAGGUGGAAGAUGAGAUGACGGAUGAUGAAAAGAAGGGAGAGAGGAGAGGGAGUAGCGCCAGAACUGGGCAGGGCAAGAAGCAGUCGGCUAAGAGGGUAUGGGAGGAGGAAGACGAAAUCAAGCUCCUUAAGUCUCUUCAGAAAUACACGCGGAAGAAGACAGGGGCCUUGACUGAUAUGAACGCGUUCUUCGAGUCUUCAAGGAAGAACAUGGGAAAGUUCAUCAAACGGCAGGUUCAGGAUAAGGUCCGUAAGUUGAAGAAGAAGUACGAGAGUAACGCGACUGUGGAACGGAGAAAGGGGAAAAUAGCGUUUAAGACGCAUCAUGAGCAAGUUAUUUUCUUGAUCUCGAAGGACAUCUGGGGAAAGAAGGAGAAACGUGUAAAGAGGGGAAAUAACAAAGAGAAGCAGAAGAAGACAGUGUCCGGUCAUAAGUCAGAGGGUCGUUUCCGGAGGAAUAGUUCCGUUGCUAAGAAGCUCGAUUUCCAUGAUGAAAAAGCAAAUUCGCUGCAAAAUGAGGGCAAGAGUUCUGGCCAGAGGCCAGAGGCAACUUUUGUUUCAGUUUGGGAAGAUGAAAUUCAUAUCGAAACGUCGAACAAGUGCAAGGAAGCUGUUGGAGGCACAGUGUCAUGGCGGGAGGAAUUAGGGUGUAGAUGGUUGAGUACUGAUGAACUUAUUGAGAAAGGCCUCAGGUUGGCGGAAAAACUGAAGGUGAACGGUUUUGAAGAGAAACGGAGAAAUUUGGAAGACAUGAUGUGCGACGUUCAUUUGAAGGUCCUGGAGCUUGCUUGCAAAAAGAGGCAGUUGGCAUUGGAAGCCUUCAGGGCGGCCAACUCCGGAGUGGUGGAUCAAUGAUAUGAAGGACGUGCCAUGGCCGAUAGACUCGCAAAAUUGGCACCCUUAUUUUUGAGGUAAUUCCGUACUUGUCGUUGGUGCGUUUCACAGAUUUUUUUUGUUUUGUCAAUGUAAAAACGUGUUGUUACUUUUUGUUUUGUCAAUUAAAACUGUGUUGUUACUUUCUGCUUUAGUCUAUGUAAAAAAUACUUGCCUAUCUUACCUUAUCACCAUACCACUGCCAUCGCUGACACCGAUGUGGCCUGAACUUGAGAGGCAUGGGAAUGGGAAGGUCUUUCUCCGAGUCGUGGGUUGUUAAUUCUGUUGACUCAGAUAAUGAUUUUACUUAAACUGGAUCUAUUAUAUGGGUUGUAUAACUAAAUCCUUGUCUGUGGUGAUGCGUCCAUCUUUUUGUUGUUCUGGUUCGCCAUCAUGUUCAUAUGUCUGCUUUAGACUGUUACAGUUACUUGAAUUGGUCAAUGAGCUUCUUCUUAUGCCUC
Nymphaea colorata (pocket water lily) is the source of this 1858-nucleotide messenger RNA. Its product is annotated as STOREKEEPER protein-like. NCBI's taxonomy places the organism in Eukaryota, Viridiplantae, Streptophyta, Magnoliopsida, Nymphaeales, Nymphaeaceae. The record is from RefSeq and is a predicted model, not a curated record. The coding region runs from base 96 to 1379 and encodes 427 amino acids. Gene Ontology annotation, biological process: regulation of DNA-templated transcription. Gene Ontology annotation, cellular component: nucleus. The transcript has a single exon.